Messenger RNA from Drosophila erecta, 1764 nucleotides. RefSeq names its product delta-like protein 4 (gene C901). Gene Ontology annotation, molecular function: signaling receptor binding. The transcript is spliced from 8 exons. The record is from RefSeq and is a predicted model, not a curated record. Gene Ontology annotation, cellular component: cell surface; extracellular region; membrane. Lineage: Eukaryota; Metazoa; Arthropoda; Insecta; Diptera; Drosophilidae. Bases 80 to 1708 code for a protein of 542 amino acids. Gene Ontology annotation, biological process: cell communication; anatomical structure development.
GGCUACUUGAUUAGUCCCAAAGCGAUUGCAGACCGCGACGGACCGCCGACACGAAGCUGCAGUCUAAUCCGCCAAGAAUAUGUUGCCAGACAAAAGGGCGGCUCUUCUGCUGGUGACCGCGAUCACCGCCCUCGAAUUGGUGGAAAUCACUGCCUAUAGGCGCAAUUUCGAUGCGCGACAAAGCAGCAACUCCAAUAUUCCACUGUGGAAACAGCGAGCCUGUGAGAAAUCGCAGAAGCAGCGGCAAAACGCACACUACAUUUGCGAUGAAAAGGGCGACUUUAAGUGUCUUCCUGGCUGGCAGGGUGAUCUGUGCCAGGUGCCCAUGUGUCGCAGGUCCUGUGACCCCAUGAACGGUUACUGCCAGCGACCCGGGGAAUGCAGGUGCCGCAUCGGCUACAGCGGCGAACUCUGCGACAAGUGCAUCCCGCUGCCAGGUUGCCAGCAUGGCGGAUGCACCAAGCCCUUCGAGUGCAUUUGCAAGCCCGGCUGGGCGGGACUCUUCUGCACUGAACCAAGUUGCCGUAGCGGAUGCCACAGCACCCGCGGAUAUUGCGAAGCCCCUGGGGAGUGCCGCUGCCGGAUUGGCUACGCCGGACGCACCUGCUCCGAGUGCGCCACGAUGCCGGGCUGCCAGCAUGGCACCUGCAACAAGCCGCUGGAGUGCCUCUGCCUGCCCGGCUACACCGGACUACUCUGCCAGACGCCAAUCUGCGACCCGGACUGCAGCAAGCAGCACGGAUAUUGCCGCAAGCCUGGCGAGUGCCGCUGCAAGGUGGGCUGGACGGGCAGCCAGUGCGACAAGUGCUUCCCGUAUCCGGGAUGUGCCAAUGGGGACUGCGAGGCGCCGUGGGAGUGCAACUGCCAUCCCGGCUGGGGCGGAAUGCUGUGCGACGAGAAGCUCACCUACUGCGUGGAGCAUCCGGACACGUGCGAAAACGGGGGCAAGUGCACAUCGCUGAGCCGCGAGGAUGGCAGCUACCAGUGCCAGUGCCGGCAGGGAUUUCUGGGCAAGAACUGCGAGAUACGCGAUGACUUUCUGCUGACCUCGGAGGCGCCACCGCGAAUCACACCGCCCACACCCGCCAAACUCGACCUGGAGCUUGAUGGCGCACUGGACCAGCUCGGGGAGCAGGAUGUGGGUACAGGUGUGCCCGAUGAAAAGUUGGGUGGGGAAAAGUUGGUGGCGGGUAACGAGCCGGAGCGCCGGAAAAACGACACCGCAACCGCAGGAGCUGGAGCAGGACCCAUGAAUCCAGUAGCCGGCAACGGCAACAGCAACAGCAACGCCACGAGGACGACAAUGGUGGUGGCAACUGGAACUGUCAGCCACAAUGCGACUAAUGAAGCGUUAAGCGCCGUUACAACGCGGCGUGCCACCCCGAUUCCGCCCACAUCCGGCGAAAAAGCCGUAAAGGGUGAUGCAACAAGUGUGGCGGCAGCGACUGCACCUCAGCCACGCCCCCCGCCGCCCAUCGGCGCUGGCCAGGAGCAAACAAUGGCGACUUUGGCGCCAACACCAACGGCUGCAACAGCAGCAACAUCCGUGACCAGCCACAAGGAUUCGCCAAAUGUGGCGGACGAGGAGGAGGACGAAGACGACGAGGACGACGAGGAGGAUGAGGAUGGCGAGUACGACGAGGAGGAGGAUGAGGACGAGGACGAUGAGGAGGACGACAGCGAUCAACUCAUACCAAAUAUUAUAUAGUUUAGGGCCGGACAAGUGACAAGUAAUCCCUCCUCCGUUUCUGGAUUUUAGCAUCU